Molecule: messenger RNA, 1293 nt
Organism: Triplophysa dalaica
Lineage: Eukaryota; Metazoa; Chordata; Actinopteri; Cypriniformes; Nemacheilidae
Product: zinc finger protein 664-like
Exons: 3
Coding region: 1-1230 (409 amino acids)
Biological process (GO): regulation of DNA-templated transcription
Molecular function (GO): DNA-binding transcription factor activity, RNA polymerase II-specific; RNA polymerase II cis-regulatory region sequence-specific DNA binding
Source: RefSeq, a predicted model, not a curated record
AUGAGUCUAGUGUUGAGUAUUGUGGUAAAGGUCGAGUCAAACCCCACAGACGCUCAGGACACUGUGUGUGACAGUAAUCACACCUUGAAUCAGGAUGAAUCUACUGAUCAAACCUCCACAGAGUCUCUGGAUUCUGUCUGUAACGCUGGAGAACAGCAGAUCCUGAACACCAGACCACUGAACAUGUGUUCUGUCACACUGAUGGACUGCAGGAAACUGAUGGAGAUCAAAACUGAACUCACAGUAAAGGAAGAACAGACUGAUGAACAUGAGAAUCAUGGUGAUGAUGAUCCUUUUAUUCCUUCAGAUGAGAGCGGUGAUUCAUGUGGUGAUGGAGAAACGGCCUCUACAUCAAAACACACAGAACAGAAACUCUUCACCUGCACCAGAUGUGACAUCAGCUUUCCUACCUUACAAGAGAAGAAACUUCAUUCACAAGAGCACAGAGACGAGAAACACUUUCACUGUCAGCUGUGUCGGAAGAAUUAUUGCUCCACUUCUAGUCUGAAUGCUCACAUGAAGACUCACACUGGAGAAAAACCUUUCCACUGCAGUGAAUGUGACAAACAUUUUAGCAGCAAACAAUAUCUUUUUACUCAUCUGAGAAUUCACACGGGAGAAAAACCAUACGCGUGUCCUCACUGUAAGUGGAGAUUCAACCACAAAUCUCAUCUGAAUAGACACAUGUGUGUCCACACCGAUGAGAAACCGUAUCAGUGCAGUGAAUGUGGAAAAACCUUUAGGGAAUCAGGUUCUUUAAAGACGCACCAAAAAAUACACUCUAAUGAGAAACUCUAUCAGUGUUCACGCUGUGAUAAAUGUUUCCGUCAUAAAUCUCAUCUGACAACUCAUGAGAGAAUUCACACUGGAGAAAAACCUUACGUCUGCUCUCACUGUGGAAAGACCUUCUCCCGGCGUAGUUGUUUUGAAGUUCAUCUGAGAAUUCACACUGGAGAGAAACCUUAUCACUGCAUCAUCUGUGACAAGAGCUUUCCUUACUCAAGUUCUUUUUUUAUUCAUCAGAGAGUUCACACUGGAGAGAAACCUUAUCACUGCAUCAUCUGUGGAAAGAGCUUUCCUUACUCAAGUUCUUUUUUUAUUCAUCAGAGAGUUCACACUGGAGAGAAACCUUAUCACUGCUCCAUCUGCGGAGGGAAAUUCGCUUAUUUAGGAAGUUUUAAUUCUCAUCAGAAGAAACAUGCUGAAGAACAAACUAAACUGGAUUCAUAGUGUCUUUUACUAGUUCUAUAAACUGUGUCUAUAAGCUGAAAUAAAUGUAGUCGUAGUAAAUUA